AGUGAUAGACAAAAUGUUGUGGGUCACAGCACUUUUCCUUUGGAUCUCCUGCUCCGCAGCACUUGCGGCCAAUAGUUCAUUAUGUCACCAGAAGAUGUCCUUCCCGUCCUGCUUCAAAUUCGGGGCUGCAUCAGCGGCAUACCAGAUCGAAGGAGCCUGGAAUGUUAGCGACAAAGGAGAGUGCAAAUGGGACCGCCUGACUCACAGGUACCCUGACCUGUUUAAGAAUGGUGACACUGGAGACACCGCCUGCAUGUCCUACGACUACUGGCAGAAGGAUAUUGACAUUAUUGCGGAAACAGGGAUGGAUUUUUACAGGUUCUCCAUCUCCUGGCCUCGUAUCCUGCCGACGGGUCUAGCGAACAACAUCAGCGUGGAUGGCGUGAACUACUACAACAACCUGAUCAACGGUCUACUGGCGAAGGGCAUCGAGCCCAUCGUCACUCUGUACCACUGGGAAAUGCCCCAAAUGCUAGAAGAUUUAGGAGGCUGGGCCAAUCCAGCUAUCUCAGAUUGGUUCGCUGCCUACGCGAGGGUAGUGUUCCGUUUCUUCGGAGACCGUGUGAAGACCUGGCUGACCAUCAAUGAGCCUAUCAUGGAGUGCGACUCGUACUACGGGCCGAAUAUCCUGAAGCCACCAAUAGAUUACUACGUGGGCCCCUAUCUCUGUAAUAAGAACAUCCUAUUGGCCCACGCGAAGGCCUACAGGGUUUAUGAUCAGGAGUUUCGCAAGUUGUACGGUAAUGUUGGAAAAAUAUCAAUUGCAAACCAUUUACUGUGGGUGAUGCCUUUGACUGAAGAUCUAGAAGACUUAGCAGAAAUAGCGAGACAGUACUUUACCGGUCGCUACACUCACGCUAUAUUCUCCAAAGAGGGAGGAUGGCCCAAAGUGGUUGAGGAGCAGGUCGCGAAGGUCAGCUUGGAACAAGGCUUCAAUGUGUCCAGGCUACCACCUUUUACAGAAGAUGAAAUCAACUUAAUUAGAGGAUCCUAUGAUUUCUUCGGCAUGAACCACUACACCUCGAGAAAGGUGCGUUACACAAAACCAGGAGAGGAACAAUCAGCAGCGCUUUUUGAGUCUAUCUACGAGUUUAAUGCUACCCUAGUCGGAGACCCGAGUUGGAAACAUGGAGAAGCCGGUUUUAUGUUGAACUAUCCCCAAGGUAUUAGAGAACAGAUGGAGUGGGUGAGGAAACAGUACGGAGACGUCGAGAUCAUGAUCACGGAGAAUGGGUACUCCACUGCAGGACUCAUGAUAGAUGAUGACGCGAGGGUCGAUUACAUCAGAUCGUAUUUGAGUGAGGUUCUCUUGGCCAUCGAAGAGGGUAUCAAUGUGACUGCAUACACGUACUGGUCUCUGAUGGACAACUUCGAGUGGACCAGUGGAUAUUCGACAAAGUUCGGUAUAUACCAAGUGGACUUCACAGACCCUGAGCGCACGCGCACGCCGCGUAAAUCUGCGCGCUAUUACGCGGAUAUCAUCAAGAAUAGAGUCCUCGCCGCCCUAUCCGCGGUGUGGUCCAUUGACCUCACUUUUCCACCUGGAUUCAAGUUCGGGGCAGCCACUGCUUCCUAUCAGGUCGAGGGAGGAUGGAAUGAAGAUGGUAAAAGCGAGAGUAUAUGGGAUCGCUUCGUGCACGACGAUCCGACCAGGAUCGUAGACCUGAACAAUGGAGACGUCGCCUGCGACUCCUAUCACAACUGGAGGAGGGACAUUGAGAUGGCAGAGGAACUUGGAUUGCACUUUUAUAGGAUCUCCCUAUCUUGGCCGCGUAUACUCCCGUCUGGUUUCCCCAACCACGUCAACGAGGCUGGUAUAGCGUACUACAACAACCUGAUCAAUGGGCUCCUGGAGAAGGGGAUCGAGCCUCUAGUCACGAUAUACCACUGGGAUCUGCCGCAGUCUCUUCAGGAUCUUGGUGGUUGGGCGAAUCCCCUCAUCGUAGACUGGUUUGAAGGCUUUUCGAGGGUGGCGUUCACUCACUUCGGCGACCGCGUCAAGUUUUGGGUAACCAUCAAUGAGCCCUUAAUCGUCUGUGAUGGCGUUUACAACGCUGAAACAUUCGCUCCUGCCGUCAAAAGCCCUGAAGUUGGGGCUUACUUGUGCAAUAAGUAUGUGAUGCUAGCCCAUGCUAAGGCUUGGAGGCUGUAUGAUAAGGAGUUUAAACCUAAAUAUCAUGGUAAAGUGUCAAUAGCAAAUCAAAUAAUUUGGUAUGAGCCUACAUCUCCAGAGCACGAGGAUCUUGCAGAACUGGCUCGGCAGAACAUGGGAGGCAGAUACUCCCACCCCAUAUACUCGAAGGAGGGAGGAUGGCCACCGACCAUUGAGAAGGUUCUAGAAGAAGUCAGUUUGAAGAGAGGAUACCCAAGGACACAGCUACCUCCGUUCACUCCGGAGGAGAUCGAGCUUGUUAAAGGAACCUACGACUAUUUCGCGUUGAACCACUACACCAGUCGUCUGAUCCGGCCGGCGAAGGAGGGUGAGCAGUUCACAACGUGGCCGCUAGGUGACGCCAUCGACCUGAACGCCAUCAUUGAGAGGAAGCCGGAGUGGACGCAAGCUGCUUCUUCAUGGUUCUUUGUAAAUCCAGAAGGUCUGCGCAAGGAACUGGUCUGGUUGAAGCAGCAGUACGGAGACUUGGAGUUUAUGAUCACAGAGAACGGGCUGGCGACCAGAGGGGGACUGGAUGACCAGGAGAGAGUUCUGUAUUACAGGGACUAUUUGGAACAGAUUCUGCUAGCGAUCAAAGAGGACGGUGUCAAUGUGACAGCGUACACUGCCUGGACUCUCAUGGACAACUUCGAGUGGAUGGAUGGAUACGGGGUAAAGUUCGGUCUCUACGAAGUGAACUUCACAGACCCGGCACGCACGCGCACGCCGCGUGCGUCUGCGCAUUACUACGCUAACAUUAUAAGGGCACACUCUCUCGAUGUACCUAUGAUACGGAACAUAGUUUGAUUAUUUAAGUAUUUAUUUAUGACAUGUACCUAAUAUUAAAUUAAAGAAGUCUUUAAACACC
Molecule: messenger RNA, 3020 nt
Organism: Spodoptera frugiperda (fall armyworm)
Lineage: Eukaryota; Metazoa; Arthropoda; Insecta; Lepidoptera; Noctuidae
Product: lactase/phlorizin hydrolase
Exons: 21
Coding region: 14-2959 (981 amino acids)
Biological process (GO): carbohydrate metabolic process
Molecular function (GO): beta-glucosidase activity
Source: RefSeq, a predicted model, not a curated record